Messenger RNA from Lathyrus sativus (Indian pea), 315 nucleotides. The record is from the annotation of a GenBank genome assembly. NCBI's taxonomy places the organism in Eukaryota, Viridiplantae, Streptophyta, Magnoliopsida, Fabales, Fabaceae.
AUGAUAGAGGAAUUUGGUCAUCAGCCACCAUAUAAAUGGUUAACUCUACCAGAUAUAGGUUACGUGAUAGCGAAUCGUUAUAAUGUUGUACUUGUCUGUUUAGGAAUUGAAUGCUGGACUUUCUUCCCUAUGACAUCUUCAUUUUCACCGAAGGUAGCAAUUUACUGCAUUGGUUUUGUAAACAGAAAUCAUUGGGUAAACAUGAAAGAAGGGUUUCUAUUGCCACCAGUGACAGUAGAUUGGAAGAAGUUUCGUUCUCCAGCAGCAACAUCUUGGAUGAUAGGAUUUGCAGGACGUCUACAACAUUGGCAAUAA